This is a messenger RNA of Effrenium voratum, 1095 nucleotides long. The record is from the annotation of a GenBank genome assembly. NCBI's taxonomy places the organism in Eukaryota, Dinophyceae, Suessiales, Symbiodiniaceae.
AUGCUCGUGCUGCUGAGCAUCCUCCUAGCAGCUGAUGCCCUGAACGCAGGAAACACCAGCGAGUCCGUGGUGAGGCGAGCAGAACCUCAUGCGGCAAGAGUGCUGAGCGCUGCUGUCCUGUCACAGGGAGCAAUCCAGCUCGACGCAUCCAAUGAAGGCUUGGCCAAGGGACGUGUGGAGAAGCUUGGGGUGACUGACCCUGCCUUCAUCAAGAGCGCCGGCAAGUGGAAGGUGCACUACAGCGGAUGGCCGACGCAUCACGAGUUGAUGGAGGUGGAGAUCUACUGCAACGGGAAAUUCAGGAUUUGGAAUGGGCAUAUGCACCAGAUGGUCACCUCGGGCUCUGAGAUGCAGGCGCUCUGCAAAGGCAAGAUGAAGAGUCGUGUCCAGUGGCUGACCAAACCUUGGGCGGGGAAUACGGAGAAGUGGGAGUGCGGAUGGUACGAUGAGAAGGAAGACAAGAUAGAUAUGUACAAUUAUUGGAAAGGUCAUGGCAACACUGGGGAGGGCCACAGUCUUGAAGACGGGUAUUGGGGAAAGGUGGACCGAGCAGAGCGCGUCUCUUUUGUGAACUGCCCCACAGAGAGUUCAGCCACGCAGCUGGCAUCGGAUGGGGAGAAGGAGGAGGAGAAGUCUGAGGAGAAGUCGGAGGAGAAGUCGGAGGAGAAGUCGGAGAAGUCGAACGCGGUGCACUGCAGUUGGCUGGCGGACCCUUGUACUGCGAUCCUCUCGGCCAUUUGGCAUCCCGCCGUUGGUGGCGCCGGGCUCAAGCCGAUGCAAAUGGACAUGGACUUCGCGGAGUUUCACUGUGGGGACGCCUUUGUUGAAGACACAGCUCCGCCAGCUCUGCCAGAGCCAGGCAGCGAGGUCUCGCAGACAGCAGAUGCGCUCUUUGGGGAGGACGACCUGGAGGCCCGUCUGGCGCAGCUGAGCCGGGGCUGGAUGGAGGAGGAGGAGGAGGAGAGCCCCAACAACUCCGAGGCUCCACAGGCCCAGGAUCAGUCGGGCUGGCAGUUGCCGGAGAGCGACGUCCAAGAGCUCGCGCGGUACCUGCAGACCACCGCCUUGCCCAUGGUCUCUUCCCACGAGCAGGCG